GGCUAACGGGGGGGUCCAAGUCGCCCUGGGAGCCCUGGGGUUCUCUAACGUGCUGGCCCAGAGCGCAGAGUGGAGAAGGCAGAUACGGAAUUCACGCCAGGGAGCGGAGGAGGAGCUGGGAAACCGGAGACAGCCCGCCUCCGCCCGGCCCCAGCGCGUAACAGAGCUGCGAGCCCGACUGCCCGGGGCGUGUCACCGCCGAGGAGCGGGAAGCGCUGAGGCGUGGCAGGGCAAAAAUCAACGGAGGACGCCCCUGAAAGAGCAAGAGCACGUGGGCCUGCGAGGAUGGCGCGGACAGCAGGCCAGCCAGGCGGCGUCCCGCAGCCGGGCCAGACUACCGGACCUCCGCCCCAGUGGCCGCCACCAACACCGCCAUGGCGCCCUGGCCCGUCAAGAAGCGGCCAGUGCGCAGGCGCGCCCGGGGACCAGCAGGUGGGCGGGGUCAUGAGCCGGAAGUGGCCUUUACUUCGGGCCCCUCCGGAAACUCGGCCGGCCGGAACUGCCUGGAGUUCCUGCCUCCAGGCGGAACCUCACGUUGCUCGGCAACCGGUGCAGGCGCCGCUGACUCGCUCCAGGCUGCCCGAAGCAAGCCUAGAGUAGCGGCUCCCUACUGCGCGGGCCCGCUUGCGUGGCGCCCGCUUCCCCGAGAGCCGUGUCCCCGCGCGUCGCGGCAUCCCUGCCCUUGGCACUAUUUACACGUCUCCGGCUCCCACGACUCCUUAACCCCCACCUGCCACAGAGCCCACCUCCAUCGAAGGGGAGGUGGUUCGACCCCCGACAUGGCGUCGGCGAUGACGGACCGCAAUCCUCGGGCGGCCUCCGGCACCUACACCUACACCAGCAGGCCCCGAGCCGUGCCUUGUCAGCGUCGCCGCUACCGGGACAGCCUGUUGCAGCCAGCUGAAGAACCUUUGAAUUACGGAAACAUAAUGUAUGACAGAAGGGUGAUCCGAGGCAACACCUAUGCACUCCCCACGGGACAGGUGCCCGGACAGCCUGAUCCUCUAGAGCUUCAGCGACAGCAGCAGGCCAGGAGGAGGGCUCUUGCCAGAAAGCGUGCCCAAGAGCAGCUCAGACCGCGAACACCUGAGCCUGUGGAGGGCAGAAAGCACGUGGAUGUGCAGACAGAAUUAUACCUUGAAGAGAUUGCUGACCGCAUAGUUGAAGUGGACAUGGAAUGCCAGACGGAUGCAUUUCUGGAUAGACCACCAACACCACUCUUCAUUCCUGCCAAAACUGGCAAAGAUGUGGCCACCCAAAUACUAGAAGGAGAGCUCUUUGACUUUGACCUUGAAGUCAAACCAAUGUUACAAGUUCUGGUGGGGAAGACGAUUGAACAGGCCCUCCUGGAAGUCAUGGAAGAGGAGGAACUAGCCAAUCUGCGGGCCAAUCAGUACGCAUACGAAGAAAUCCGCAACGUGGAGCUGGCUGAAGUGCAGCGGUUGGAAGAGCAGGAGAGACGGCACCGAGAAGAGAAGGAACGCCGUAAGAGACAGCAGUGGGAAAUCAUCCAUAAGCACAAUGAGACAUCACAGAAAAUCUCAGCUCGUGCGUUUGCACAGCGGUACUUGGCUGACCUCCUCCCGUCUGUCUUUGACAGUCUCAGGAACAGUGGCUACUUUUAUGAUCCAAUUGAAAGAGACAUUGAAAUAGGAUUCCUUCCAUGGCUAAUGAAUGAAGUUGAAAAAACCAUGGAGCACAGCAUGGUGGGAAGAACCGUGCUUGACAUGUUGAUCCGUGAAGUGGUUGAAAGAAGGCUAAACAAUUACGAGCGCAGGGAAGACACACAGCCCUCUAUGAGGUUGGAUGAUGUGCUUAGUGGCCCUGACACAGUGACAGAACCCUCGGACUUCCAAAACAACUUUGAUCUGCAGAAGAAAGAAUCCCUGAAACUGAAAUUAAGUCAAAUAAAAUAAGUCCACUCUGAGGAACAGAGGCAAAGAUGAGUGAAGGAAAACAAAAAGAGCUUUGAAGACUUGUACAAAGUUAUCAGGCAUACCAGGAUGUGCACAGAGCUCCAGAAACCUAUGCAAAGCCAUCUCAGGCAAACCAGAGUGUGCACAAAGCCCUGGAGACCUGUGCAAAGCCGUCAGGCAUACCAGGGUGUGCACAGCACCUCGAAGACCUGUGCAAAACCGUCAGGCAUACCAGGGUGUGCACAGAGUCCUGAAGAGAUAUGCAAAGCUGUCAGGCAUAGCAGGAAAUGCACAGAGCCCCAGAGACCUGUGCAGAGCUGUCAGGUGUACCAAGAUGUGCACAGGGAAUACCAGAUGGAAAGAAGAGAAAGAGUCCAGAAGAGGAUUUGAAGACACAUGGCUAAAAAAUAACACAUGGUGGAAGAUAGUGGGUUUCCACAUCCAAGAGGCUCAGGGAACUCUCCAGAGAAUAAAGACAUCUACAUGGGAUGUGCCGAAGCCUUCCAAGAGAACAAGGAACUCACAACGGUAGCAGGACAAACAUGAUCUAUCAUGUGCAUGUGUUCUCAGAUUAUCAACUGACUUUACAACAUACAGACACUGUGGGGGUCAGAAGGCAGUGAGACAUAGGUGUGUUCAAGACAUAAAGACUAAUGGUCAUAGUUCUGUCUGUAACAGUGAAACUGCACUUCAAAAUGAUCAAAAACUAAGACAUUGCCAGAGAGUAAAAAACUGAUCAGUCCCAACACACCUCAUAGACUCAUUGUACACAAAAGAGCUAUGGCGAGUAGCUCUAUCAUACAGGAACUACUAAAUGCUGAAGGGAAAGAUAAUAACUCAGAUCACACAAAUAAAAAGCAUCAACAAAAAAAACAUAUGAAAAACUUUUUUAAAAAAUCGGGCAAUGG
Myodes glareolus (Bank vole) is the source of this 2824-nucleotide messenger RNA. Lineage: Eukaryota; Metazoa; Chordata; Mammalia; Rodentia; Cricetidae. The record is from RefSeq and is a predicted model, not a curated record.